Messenger RNA from Penicillium soppii, 4869 nucleotides. Its product is annotated as Acyl transferase/acyl hydrolase/lysophospholipase. The coding region runs from base 1 to 4869 and encodes 1622 amino acids. The transcript has 6 exons. Gene Ontology annotation, molecular function: fatty acid synthase activity; 3-oxoacyl-[acyl-carrier-protein] synthase activity. The record is from RefSeq and is a predicted model, not a curated record. Gene Ontology annotation, biological process: secondary metabolite biosynthetic process; fatty acid biosynthetic process. NCBI's taxonomy places the organism in Eukaryota, Fungi, Ascomycota, Eurotiomycetes, Eurotiales, Aspergillaceae.
AUGAUACCAAGCAUCGCUAAAUACAUCACCCGAAUCUCAUUUCGAUUUGGUCUGAUUGUGGAUCAAGUUUGUCGAUCGUUGGAGUUCUCUCAGGAUGAGAUCAAUGCCGACGGUGCCUGGGUAUAUUGUGUCCACGGGGUGGAUGAGAAAGACGCGCGUGAUGCGGUGAACCAGUUCAAUGAAGACAAGGCAUAUCCUGCAACCAAUUGCGCGUCUGUAUUCAACGUCGACAACGCCGGAAAUUCGGUCAGCAUAGGUGGACCGCCAAAAACGCUGAAGGCGCUUUUCUCAGAGUCCGAUGCCUUCAAAAAGACGAAGAAUGUGCCAAUGAGAAAGAUCCAGGGCAUGUGGCAUACUGAUACAGUGUAUGGUGUGGAGCACGUGAGACAAGUCGUCCCAAAGAUCGAAUCCACACGGCAGCUGCACAUUCCCUUGAUAUCGCCCGUAAGUGGAGAGCCAUUUCGGGAGACAGAGGCUGGAUCUCUACUCGAGCAGAUUUUGGAAGAGAUAUUGACCGAGAGGGUGCGGUGGGACAUGGUGAUUGACACCGCCACCGAGCAAUUGAAGCAAAUGGUGCCCAAAUCUGCACAACUAAUUAGCAUACAGCCAUCUCACUACAACCAGAACCUGCUUGAACGCUGGCAGAUUGAACUACCCAACGCAACGGUGUCAAAUAUAGCUAUGUUGCCAGCUGUAUUGGAUAUUGCUCUCGGACAAAGUCCACCAAAAGACACCAAAUCGUCGAAGAUUGCUGUCGUAGGCAUGGCAUGUCGUUUUCCGGGCGCAGACACCACCAAAGAAUUCUGGGAGAGGUUGAUGCAGGGGCAGGAUAUGCACCGUCAUGUUCCUGCCGACCGCUUCGAUGUCGAAACACACGUAGACCCCACGGAGCAACGACAAAACACGUCUAAGACUCCGUUUGGUUGCUUUGUUGAAAACCCGGGGCUGUUUGACGCUAUGUUCUUCGGCAUGUCACCCAGAGAGGCCGAACAAACGGACCCAAUGCAGCGCCUGGCUUUGUUGACGGCAUACGAAGCUCUGGAAAACUCCGGGUAUGUUGACGGUCGAGGCAUCAUUCACCGCCAGCGCGUUGGUACUUUCUACGGCCAAGCCAGCGACGAUUAUCGUGAAGUCAACUCUGGACAAGAAGUUGGGACUUAUUUUAUUCCCGGUGGAUGCAGGGCAUUUGGCCCUGGACGUAUCAACUACUUUUUCAACUUCUGGGGCCCUAGCUUUAGUGUCGACACAGCGUGCUCUUCGAGUUUGGCAGCUAUUCAAGCCGCGUGCUCGUCGCUAUGGAGUGGAGAUGUUGACAUGGCCAUUACUGGAGGGAUGAAUAUCCUUACUAACUCCGAUGUAUAUGCUGGGCUCAGCCAAGGCCACUUUCUAUCCCCUACGGGGGGCUGUAAGACUUGGGAUGAGGGAGCAGACGGAUACUGUCGAUCAGAUGGAGUCGGAAGCGUGGUUCUCAAAAGGCUCGAGGAUGCAGAAGCCGACAAUGAUAACAUUCUUGCGGUAGUCCUAUCAGCGGCUACUUCUCAUUCAGCGGAAGCUGUUUCGAUCACGCAUCCUCACGACGCGGCGCAAGCCUUUUUGUACAACCAGAUUGUCCGAAGAGCGGGUAUCGACCCCUUGGAUGUUGGCUACGUUGAAAUGCACGGUACGGGGACGCAAGCUGGUGAUCCCACCGAGAUGAGAUCUGUCACCAGUGUGUUUGCACCUCCCAGUCUUCAUAGCCAUAGACCAAAACCCCUGCAUGUGGGCUCAGUCAAAGCCAACAUGGGGCAUGGAGAGGCUGCUGCAGGAAUCAUGGCUUUUGUCAAAACCAUGUUAGUCUUUCAAAAUGGUACCAUUCCGCCUCAUAUCGGUGUGAAGACAGCUUUGAACCCUGCGCUACCAGACUUGAGCAAAAUGGGUGUUGUGAUUCCCUUUCAAGCAGCCAAUUGGAGUCCGGUGGCUACACAAAAGAGGCUGGCUAUGGUGAAUAACUUUGGUGCUGCUGGAGGCAACACAGCUAUGAUUAUCGAAGAGGCCAGCCCAAGGCCACGGUUGUGUGAAGACACGCGAGAAUCUCAUGCCAUUACAGUUUCAGCAAAGACAGCUCAAUCUCUCAGCUUGAAUAUCAAGCGCCUUGUGGAGUAUAUUGAAGAAUUGCAAGACGUAUCUCUUGCCGACAUUGCCUACACACUCUCGGCCAGGAGGCGUCACUAUGAAUAUCGGAAAUCUGUUGUAGAAACAGCCCCCGUCGCUUUUGCUUUUGCUGGCCAAGGUACUUUCUAUGUCGGGAUUGCAGCGCAGAUUUACCGGGACUCUCCGUUUUUUUGCGCCCAACUUAAUCAGUUUGACAGUCUUGCACGUCGCCAGAACUUCCCGUCCUUCCUACCUGCUCUUGAUAAAACAAGUACCCGCGAAGACCUGCCAGCCUCUUCUAUACAUCUCGCCAUCGUAUGUGUUGAAGUUGCGCUCGCUCGACUAUGCAUGGAAUUUGGUAUUAGGCCAUGUGCUGUCAUUGGACACAGCCUGGGCGAAUAUGCUGCACUGGCCGUGGCCGGCGUGUUGUCUGACAGUGACACAGUCUUCCUCGUUGGCACAAGAGCAGCUAUUCUGGAGUCAAAUUGCUCAUCGUACACUCACGGCAUGGUUGCGGUUCGCGCCUCAGUGGCCGAUAUUGCGCGUGAAGCGGACGGCUUACCAUUCGAAGUAGCCUGCAUCAACAGUCCCAAUGAGACUGUUAUUGGCGGUACUGUCGAGCAUCUGGAAGCAAUUUCAGCUCGUCUUUCCAAGGCAGGGUACAAGACUACACUUCUGGAUGUGCCACAUGCGUAUCAUACGGCUCAGAUGGACAAUGUCGUCGACGAUUUCAGUCGCAAAACCGAAAGGAUUGUUUAUAACACACCCAAAAUCCCCAUUAUAUCUCCGCGAGACUCAACAGUCAUCGAGGCAGGCGCUAGAGUCGAUGUAUCUUACUUGGCCACCUCGCUCAGAGAGACGGUCAACUUCGCUGGAGCUCUCAAUGCAGCGUGGGAAGCUGGCGUGGUGUCAAAAUCCACCGUCUGGGUUGAGUUGGGCCAUCAUCCAGUAUGCAGCGGCUUUAUCAACCGUACACUUGUGGAAACUCGUCUAGCAUGCUCAACUCUACACCGUGACAGCAAGAAUUGGACAUCUUUGGUGAAGAUGUUGAGCAGCCUAUACGAAGUUGGUCUCAACAUCGACUGGAAUGAAUAUCAUCGUCCAUUUGAGCACGCACUCCGACUUGCGUCCGUGCCGACCUACGCUUGGAACAACAAGAAUUAUUGGAUCCAGUACCGAGGAAAUUGGAAUUUGACCAAAGGUCAGAUUUCACCGAAGCCAGCGCUUCCCAUUGCUAGCGGGUUCCGAACAUCAAGCAUCCACCGAAUUUACUCCGAGAGUUACGACCCAUUGACAGCACAAAUUUUGAGCGAAUGCGAUAUGACUGAUCCAUCACUCAGAGAUGUGAUAGAAGGGCAUGGUAUGAACGGCUAUGGAGUUGCUUCGUCGUUUCUUCAUGCCGACAUGGCAUUUACGAUGGCCCAAAGGGUCCAGGAAAAGGCUUUCUCAUCGACUUUUAAGGGAAUGGGGAUCAAUAUCGCCAAUUUUGAGUAUCACGACCCGGUAGUUCCGGCAGUGAAAAACGCACACUCUGUUGACCCAUACCCCAUUCUUGUCAAUGCUGAAGCCAACCUCGAUUCUGGCGAGGUCAGCAUAAAAUGGUUCAAUCCAGUCAAUGACAAAUGGUACUGCCAUGCUACGGCUUACUAUGAAGACGCUUCGGCUUGGCUGUCCAAUUGGGCUCGAACGACCAGGCUUGUUACCAGCCGCAUCGACGCUCUCAAUUCUAUGUCAAUUAAGGGUACAGCCAACAAACUGACCACCGACCUUGCCUAUACCCUCUUUGGUAAGCUGGUGGAUUACUCUAGCAUGUAUCGCACGAUGCAAUCGGUCAUACUCAAUGACGACGAAGCCGUAGCCGAAGUCAUUUUCCCAUCAGACACCCAGGGAGACUGGGCUGUGCCACCACAUUUUAUUGAUGGUCUGGUAUCUCUGUCUGGUUUUAUUUUGAAUGGCGGCACCCACUUUGACAAUACCAACAACUUCUUCAUCACGCCGUCAUGGAAAUCCAUGCGUUUUGCCAAGCCACUGGUUCCUGGGGGUCGAUAUCUCGCAUACGUGAGGAUGGUGCCAGAGGUUGUUGACAAAAAUAGCAAGCUUGGCUCUUAUGUCGGCGACGUCUAUAUUCUACAGGACGGCGAAAUUGUCGGUCUCGUCGAAGCCAUCUUAUUCCGGGAGUGGCCUAGAGUGAUGCUGAAUCGCUUCUUUCGCCCAGCAAGCGCAAAUUCUCUUGCUCCUCCAAUCAAGAAUAAGAGAUCUGUUGUCGCAAGUUCACUACCAUCUGCAAAUUCCCUGCAAGAGAAGGCCUUUUCAACGGCGGUAGCGGCCAAGACGUCUGCGAGGCGUCCUACAUCUCCUAUAACUCCUCCACGCUCUGGGUUAAUCAGUCAGCCAGGUGGUAGUCCAAAGAUGAUGCCUCGGCUUGAUUACGGUCUUCUAACGCCAAGGGACUCGCCACUGCCAACUGGACGAGUUGAAAAGAGCGACAGCGACAGUGGUUACGAAGAGCCCGAUGGUGGUGAUGAUGUUGCAUCCCGCGCUAUAGACAUAUUGGCUGAAGAGCUCGCUGUUGAUAUAGGCUUACUGACUGACGAGUGUGAAAUCGGGGAUAUUGGGCUUGACUCGCUCAUGUCGCUCGUUCUCUCACAGAAGUUGCGAGAGAAUCUUGGCAUCGAGAUUCGAGAUUCAUUCUAUCUCGAAAUAACAACGAUUGGGGAUUUGAAGAAGUUGGUUUCUUAA